AUGCUCAAUUUAAUGAUGAGUAAGAAUAAUCUCUCGAACAACAACCUUUCGAAUAAUGGUUUCUAUUCGACAUCUGAAAAUCAUUCACUUCAAAAUUCUCCAACAACAACAAAUACAUCCCAACCAGUCACUGUAGAUAAGAGUGUUUGGGACAUGUACCAAUUAUUAAUGCAAAGUGCCACCUCUCAAUCAUCUGCCAACACAUGUCAACAAAAUGAAUCCACAUCAACAACAACACUAGAUCAAAUACUGUUGGCUGCAACUAGCAAAUUAUCACCACCACCUCAUACUCAACAAAACUCAACUUCAGUUUCUCCAAUUCUAGUUGUGAUUAACAACAAUAGUCAUAACACUUCAUUGAAUCAUCCAAAUCCAAUGAUUAAUCUUGUAAAUACAUGUAUAACACCUUCAAAGAGUCAUAACAUGAGUGGAAACAAUUCUUCUCCUUCACAUUUUGAUAAUCAACACCAAUUUAACAUGUCAAGUGCUGACAAUCAAAUUUUCAAUUUUCAUCAACAACAUGUUACAACAAACAAUCAAACUAAUUUGAAUGAUUCAUUAACACCUAGCCCACCACUUCAAAAGUUAUCAUCCACUCCACCACUACAUGCUAGAGGCAUUCAAAAAUCACACAAAAUGGCCAAAUUGACUCAACAUGUUUCAUCAACAUGUCUUCAUUCUUCACCAACAACAAGUUCAGAACUAGCUUCUUCAUCCUCCUCUUCAACUCCAUUGACUCCACAACAACAAUUCAAUUCUUCUCUCUCUACUGGGAAUGUUGUCAUUAAGAGUGAAGGAAAAUUCAGUCGUCCACUAUUGAAGAAUGAAACAGUUUUGUGUGAAAAACCAAAAUUCAAGCAAAAUUAUUUCGUAUUUGAAAAGAAGAAGGAAAAGGCACAAAUUUCAUUUCAUAAUAUUUCAGUGAAUGAGAUUAUUAGUGGAGAGAUUCAGAGUGGAAGUGGAAAUUCACCUAAAUUGAAUAAUCAAAAGAAGAAUAAGAAGGUUUCGAAUAAUGGAAUGGGAAAUAAGCAAAUGAAACAACAAUUUGGUGUUUUUGCACAACAACCAAUUCAAGUUUUUCAACAACAUAUUCCAAGUCAAUCAAUGCAAUCUUUGGAUUCUUCAUCUGCUUCCAAUCAAUCUUCUCCAAUGUUAACUAUUCCACAAAUGCAAUUAACUCAACAUGUACCACAACAAUUUAUUCAAUCAAAUAUUAGAAUGACUCAUUCUCCAAAUACUUCUAAUUCCUCUAAUAAUUCAAAUGGUCAAUUGGAUCAACAACCAAUGACCAUUACUCAUCAAUUACUUACUCAACAGGCAAUUAUUCCUUCAGUAACCACACAAACAGCAUCAACAACACGAUCAUCUCCUCCAAUUGAGAAUAAUUCCAAUGUUUUGAAUAUUCUCCUUUCCAAUGUUAAUAAUAAUCAACAAUUUGUUGGAAAUAAGUAUCUUGAAUUAUCCUGUUUAAACAACAAUGAAUAUACUCCCAUCAGCUCAUUCUCUAACACUAAUAAUUCAAUGAUGAAUUGUUCCCAUCAAGAUACCAAUAUUAAUCCAGUUGAUAAUUUACUUGCCAGUUUAUCACCUGUUGUUGAAAGUCUAUUUCCACAACAUCUACAACAACAACAAUCUAUUACUACUAAUAACGAAGCAGCAGCAAAUAACAAUGCUAGCUUUAUGAAUGCCGAAGUUUUACCUUCAUCAUCAUUUCUUCCAUUGGAGGAUUUCAUUGUUGAGGAGGAUUUGAGCAAUUUUGUAUUUGAUAAUAGUUCUGCUGUAGCAACAACAGCAACUAUGGCAUCAGCAUCAACUUCUGUUCCAUUGCAAGAAUUGAGUCAGGAGCAAUGGUCUGAUUUAUUAGAACAAUAUAUUGCCAUGAUGAAUAAGAAUAAUAAUAACAAUUAA
Molecule: messenger RNA, 1908 nt
Organism: Naegleria gruberi
Lineage: Eukaryota; Heterolobosea; Eutetramitea; Acrasida; Naegleriidae
Exons: 1
Coding region: 1-1908 (635 amino acids)
Source: RefSeq, a predicted model, not a curated record